AUGGUGAAGCAGACUAUCCAGAUUUUCGCGCGGGUGAAGCCCACCGUCCGGAAGCAACAACAAGGGAUUUAUUCCAUAGAUGAAGAUGAAAAACUAACAUCUAGCUUGGAAAUUAUCUUACCACGUGAUCUGGCAGAUGGAUUUGUGAAUAAUAAGCGAGAAAGCUACAAAUUUAAAUUUCAAAGAAUUUUUGAUCAGGAUACAAAACAAGAGACUGUUUUUGAAAGCAUUGCCAAACCGGUCGCUGAAAGUGUUCUGGCAGGUUACAACGGUACCAUCUUUGCAUAUGGACAAACGGGCAGCGGGAAGACAUUUACCAUCACUGGCGGAGCGGAACGAUACAGCGAUAGAGGCAUUAUCCCAAGGACAUUAUCUUACAUUUUUGAGCAGUUACAAAAGGACAGCAGCAAAAUAUAUACAACACACAUUUCCUAUUUGGAAAUCUACAAUGAAUGUGGUUAUGAUCUAUUGGAUCCAAGACAUGAAGCCUCCAGUUUGGAAGAUUUGCCGAAAGUGACAAUAUUGGAGGACCCGGAUCAGAACAUUCACCUGAAAAACCUGUCUCUUCACCAGGCAACCACAGAGGAAGAAGCUCUGAACCUGCUUUUCCUAGGAGACACCAACAGAAUGAUUGCAGAGACUCCUAUGAACCAAGCUUCAACUCGUUCCCACUGCAUUUUUACUAUCCACUUAUCAAGCAAGGAACCAGGGUCUGCAACGGUCCGUCAUGCCAAACUCCAUUUGGUUGACCUGGCUGGUUCAGAGCGAGUUGCAAAGACUGGAGUCGGGGGCCAGCUUCUAACAGAGGCCAAAUAUAUCAACUUGUCACUGCAUUACUUAGAACAGGUUAUCAUUGCCCUCUCCGAAAAGCACCGUUCACACAUCCCCUACAGGAACUCCAUGAUGACCAGUGUCCUCAGAGACAGUUUGGGAGGAAACUGCAUGACAACCAUGAUCGCGACACUCUCUUUAGAGAAGAGGAAUAUCGAUGAAUCUAUAUCUACCUGCAGAUUUGCACAACGAGUGGCACUCAUCAAGAAUGAAGCUAUUCUUAAUGAAGAGAUCGAUCCUAGACUGAUGAUUGUCCGGCUAAAGAAGGAAAUACAGGAGCUCAAGGAUGAACUGGCCAUUCUUACAGGGGAGCAGCGGACAGAGGCACUCACAGAAGCAGAGCUCCUCCAAUUGGAAAAACUGAUAACAUCCUUUUUAGAAGACCAAGAUCCGGAGAGUAGACUAGAGGUCGGUGCAGAUAUGCGUAAAGUUCAUCAUUGUUUUCAUCAUUUAAAGAAACUGUUGAAUGAUAAGAAGGUCUUGGGGAAGAAAAGUCCAGUCUCCGCUGAAAUCAAAGACCAAGACUGCCAAGAACCAUUCAAAGAGGAAGAAUAUAAAAAGCUACAAGACAUUCUAAAGCAAAGAGAUAAUGAAAUCAAUAUUUUGGUCAAUAUGUUAAAAAAGGAAAAGAAGAAAACUCAGGAUGCCCUUGACAUACCUAGUAUGGAUAGACGUGCAUUUCGACACUCACAGAGUGCCCCCUUCCCACCUGGGAACCAGGUGGAGAACCAGAGGACAUGGCUAACCUCCGCUUCCAGGCAGACCCCGGACGUCAGCACUUACCAGCACAGAUCCAGUUUGCUCCACAAUAAAACAGGGAUGAGAGAGGAAAUGUCAUUAGGACGCCAGGAGGCUUUUGAAAUCUUCAAGAGGGACCAUGCUGACAGCAUUACCAUCGAAGACAACAAACAGAUUCUGAAACUGAGAUUUUCGGAAGCAAAAGCCCUUGGAGAAUGUAUAAAUGAAGCAAGAAGUAAAAUUGGCCACCUAAAAGAAGAAAUCACCCAGCGACAUAUGCAGCAGAUAGCUCUAGGGAUCUCAGAAAACAUGGCCGUGCCCUUGCUGCCUGACCAGCUGGAAGAGAAGCUGCGCGUACAGCUGGAGGAAGAGAAGAGCAGGUAUAAGACAGCGUUUACUCGCCUGAAAGCCCUCAAGGUGGAGAUUGAGCACUUACAGCUGCUCAUGGAGAAAGCCAAGGUGAAGCUGCAGAAAGAGUUUGAAGCCUGGUGGGCACAGGAGGCCACCAACCUGCAGGCAAACUCUCCAGCUGUGAAUUCACUUAAUCACAUGAAGCUGUCUCCCCAGACACCUGAAUUCCAGCAAGAACAGCCCUGGACUCUCUGUAAUAAAAGUGAUGUGAAUGCCAGGAAAAUCCUGCCCUCACCGCCUUGCCCCACAUCAUACAGCCGGAAAAGCAGCAGCACCACCUCCCUGGAAGACAGGGUCUCCGAGAGGCCGACGUCAUCCAUCCCUCUCACUGGGGACAGCCAGACGGACUCGGACAUCCUGGCGUUCAUCAAGGCUAGACAGAGCAUUCUGCAGAAGAAAUGUCCUUUGGCUCUCUGA
Messenger RNA from Chrysochloris asiatica (Cape golden mole), 2397 nucleotides. RefSeq names its product kinesin family member 6 (gene KIF6). The transcript is spliced from 22 exons. Bases 1 to 2397 code for a protein of 798 amino acids. The record is from RefSeq and is a predicted model, not a curated record. Gene Ontology annotation, molecular function: microtubule binding; ATP binding; microtubule motor activity. Gene Ontology annotation, biological process: microtubule-based movement. NCBI's taxonomy places the organism in Eukaryota, Metazoa, Chordata, Mammalia, Afrosoricida, Chrysochloridae.